AAAAGGUGCUUAUUAUUAUUGUGAUCUGUGACAACCACCAGCGGCGCUGGAGCGGGUCCGUCCUGCCAAAGGGAUCACUGCAAACAGCAGCCGGGUUCGCUGCGCUCUCCCCUCGCCGGGGACAUGGACUCCGACGCUAGCCUGGUAUCCAGCAGACCUUCCUCUCCGGAGCCCGAUGACCUCUUCCUCUCUGCCAGGAAUAAAGGCAGCAGCGGGGGCUUCUCGGGAGGCACAGUGUCCAGCUCCACCCAGAGCGACUCCCCUCCGGAGCUCAGCGCCGAGCUGCGCAGCGCCAUGAGCGCGGCUGGGGUGGUGGUGGUGGACAAGCUGGGCUUCAAGUCUUCCUCGUCCUCCUCCUCGUCCUCCUCUUCCUCCUCUUCCAAGAAGGACAAGAAGCAGAUGACGGAGCCCGAGCUGCAGCAGCUGCGGCUGAAGAUCAACAGCCGGGAGCGCAAGCGGAUGCACGAUCUGAACAUCGCUAUGGACGGGCUGCGGGAGGUGAUGCCCUACGCGCACGGGCCCUCGGUGCGCAAGCUCUCCAAGAUCGCCACGCUGCUGCUGGCGCGCAACUACAUCCUCAUGCUAACCAACUCGCUGGAGGAGAUGAAGCGCCUGGUCAGCGAGAUCUACGGUGGCCAUCACGCCGGCUUCCACCCCUCCGCCUGCCCGGGAGGCAUGGCCGCCCACUCCACCCCGCUGCCGGGGCACCCCGGGCAUCCCGCCUCCCACCCCGUGCACCACCCCAUCCUGCCCCCCGCUGCCGUCUCCAGCGCCUCCUUGCCCGGAUCCGGCCUCUCCGCAGUCAGCUCCAUCCGACCCCCGCAUGGGCUCCUCAAGUCACCUUCGGCCGCCGCCGCCUCGGCCCCACUGGGCAGCAGCUUCCAGCACUGGGGGGGAAUGCCCUGCCCGUGCAGUAUGUGCCAGGUGCCCGCACCGCCUCACCACCAGGUCUCCAGCAUGAGCACAGCCAGCCUGCCCAGAUUAACCACCGACACCAAAUGAACCCCUAGGGGGACCCGCCUCCAGUGGGGCAAGGGAGCGGGACAGCAUCUGCCGAAACAAGAAGGGGAGUGGGGAGAGAGACUCCAGCUUCUAGCCCCGAGGAAACGCAGGUACAUUUUUGAGACACAGACUCUAUGGGGUCCUCCCUCAAAAGCACAUGCACAUAUAAGGACUUAACAAGGACAUACCGGUCUCAUCCACGUUUUUCAAAUACAUCCUCCCCACCCCUCACUACAGGUUUGUCCCAAGGCCACCCGAGGCACCUUCAGGCAUGUUCCAGCCUGAGGACACUCAAUCACUGAAGCCCAUCAGCGAGAAAGGUGAAUAAAAACCAAUUCCUCUUCCUGCAAAAGACGUCACGCAGAACUGAUCCUUUCUCCUUCAUCAUUUCCAGCAGGGAAAGGAGGCCAGCGUUACGUACAGUACUUGAUGUUUUGUCCAAUCUCAAUAGCAAUUGUGUAAACCCUUAGAGCAUUUUUUAAAUAAAUAUAUGUGCAUCUUUUUUAACUUUGAUAGGAGUUGACAAUAGCUACAGCCUCUUCUUCUCAAGUGAAGUAACCAAAAUUGCAUAGGGUUUUUUGCUUGUUUUUCUCUAUUAUUUUUACAUAUUCCCUUUCAACAUUUUUCUGGUUCAUAUCAUAAGACAUGUAAAGUGGUUAUUCUGAGCACCCGGCUGGUCACUUCCUAUCCAUAUAAUUUGCAAGAAUGAAGGCUUUUGAUGUAAAAGAAGCCUGCAAAGUUUUCUGGGGUUUGGAUUUGUAAAUAUACUACUGUCCAAUGAUGAUGUAAGUCCGUUAUGCUUGAGCUUUCUGUUUGUGCACUUGUACUGGAAACCUUAUGAAUGGUAAAGGAUUUUUUGCUUUGUUUCAGUGUAUAACACGAUUUUCUUUUCUGCCAUCAUUAACAAAGUUACAAAACUCUUUAAUGUGCUUUCUAUGUAGGAACUCCACACUGCCUGUGUUGCAAUACUGAGAACUUGGGCUUGUUUCUGAAAUAACAAUUUUUCCUAUUACUGCCCCUUGCAGAGAUUUUAUCAUCUGUUUAUUUUUGUAAAAAAAAAGUUGCUAAAUAAUAUUUAUUACUUGUUUGGUUGCAAAAACAAAAUGAGUGAUCCAUGGUUGAGAUUUUAAAUAAA
This is a messenger RNA of Chelonoidis abingdonii (Abingdon island giant tortoise), 2137 nucleotides long. It is a transcript of the gene OLIG2, whose product is annotated as oligodendrocyte transcription factor 2. The record is from RefSeq and is a predicted model, not a curated record. Gene Ontology annotation, cellular component: nucleus. Gene Ontology annotation, molecular function: E-box binding; protein dimerization activity; DNA-binding transcription factor activity, RNA polymerase II-specific. NCBI's taxonomy places the organism in Eukaryota, Metazoa, Chordata, Testudines, Testudinidae. Gene Ontology annotation, biological process: axon development; oligodendrocyte differentiation; sensory organ development.